Neltuma alba is the source of this 2724-nucleotide messenger RNA. RefSeq names its product receptor like protein 21-like. Bases 3 to 2693 code for a protein of 896 amino acids. NCBI's taxonomy places the organism in Eukaryota, Viridiplantae, Streptophyta, Magnoliopsida, Fabales, Fabaceae. Gene Ontology annotation, molecular function: protein binding. The transcript has 4 exons. The record is from RefSeq and is a predicted model, not a curated record.
AAAUGGGGUAUUCAGUGAGAGAAGAGGUGCGGUGGGUGAUGGCCAUAAUCAUAUUCAUAUUAUUAGGGUUUAAUGGAGAAGCUGAGGGGUGCUUGAAAGAAGAGAGAGAAGCUCUUCUGAAAUUGAAAGAAGCUUUCAAUUACCCAAAUGGCUCUUCUCUUCCUUCUUGGAAUAACCAAACCUUCUCUGAUUGCUGCACUUGGGAGUCUGUACAGUGUGACAACUCUACUCACAGAGUGAUAGUAAUUGAUUUGAGUGACAAAAGAGCUGAAGAGUUGGGACACAUCAAAUGGUCACUCAAUGCUUCUUCUUUUCUCCCCUUCAUCCAGCUUCAAGAGUUGGAUUUGGAUGGGAAUUACUUGUCAGACCUUUCUCAUUCACGUAAUCUGAAGGAGCUGUGGCUUGAUGCUAAUUACUUGGAGGGCAGUAUUCCAGAAUCUAUUACGUCUCUUACUUCCCUCACCACAUUGACAUUAGACAAUAACAACCUGACUGGAUCAUUGCCACAAGAAGGAGGCUUGUGCAAUCUGAAGAAUCUUUCCCUAUUGAAUCUUGCCGUCAAUGAAUUUGAGGGGCAACUUCCUGCAUGCCUCGGCAAUUUGACGUCUCUACGUACGCUUUAUCUUAAUAAAAAUCGUUUUGAAGGAACAUUUCCUUCCUCACUUUUUCAUGCUCUGAGGUCCCUAACAGCAAUUUUUCUUUCUGAUGACAAUUUUAGUGGUUCCUUUUCACUCUCUUCACUUGCCAACCAGUCCAACCUUAAAGUCUUUAGCAUCUCUUGCUCUAACGCCCAUCUAAAGCUUGAAACUGAGAAUCCCCCAUUUAUUCCUUCCUUCCAGUUGAGGCUUUUUAGAAUCCACAAAUGCUCUCUAAAUGAAGCGAACAAUAAGACAAUGCCUACCUUUCUUCUUCAUCAAUAUGACUUGCUGGCUCUAGAACUUAGCCACUUGAACAUUUCUGGGACCUUCCCGUCAUGGCUUUUGACAAACAACACGAGAUUAAGUUAUUUCAAUCUGACGCACAACUUGUUCACUACUCCCUUUAAACUCAAUCCUGCCUCAAAACUGCUUCAAAUGGAGUCCUUUGAUAUUUCCUCUAACCCCAUCAGAGAUGAAAUGCCAUCUCAUAUUGGAUACAUUUUUCCCAACUUGAUUUCUCUUAAUAUGUCAUCAACUUCAUUGCGAGGUUAUUUUCCAGCUUCAAUAGGUGAAAUGAGACAAUUGAAUGAUCUUGACUUGUCAAAUAAUAAUUUAUUUGGCUCUUUGCCUCAAGAAUUUGGUCAAGGGAACAAUGAAUUGAGAUUUUUGAAGUUGUCAAACAACAACCUGAGUGGCUCAUGUCUUCCCAUAGGAUCAAAUUUCACACAUUUGUUGUCUCUUGAUCUCAACAACAAUAACUUCAAAGGAAAAUUUCAAGGUGGCUUCAUGAACAGUACUGGAUUGAUAAUGUUGGAUUUAAGUGCCAAUCAACUAUUUCGUGAAAUACCUAGCUGGAUUGGAAAAUUUCAAGAUUUGAGUUACCUCAUUUUGUCACAGAAUUCUUUAACAGGUUCACUUCCAGAAAGCUUUUGCAACUUGACCAAACUUUCAUAUUUAGACCUUUCUCACAAUACAUUAAGUGGUUCUUUGCCAAGUUGCCUGAACAUGCCGUUGUUGAUGUAUCUACAUUUGCAGGGCAAUCAUCUCAUGGGAUCUCUACCUUCUACUUUGGCUAAUUCUUCCUCAUUGUUGACUUUCGAUUUGAUGCAUAACAAAUUUUCAGGUCGAAUUCCAAGAUGGAUUAGCUCAUUCUCUAGUUUAAGGGUCCUCAUGUUAAAAGAAAACAAACUUGAAGGCUCUAUUCCGACACAUUUAUGUGAGCUCAAGAAUAUUAGAUUGUUAGAUCUUUCUCAAAAUAAGCUUUCUGGAGGCAUACCAUAUUGCUUGAAUAACAUCGGAUUUGGAAACAUGGAUGCAGCAAGUGAAAUCGAAAUAGGAAGUUUUAUUGUGUCCUGGACUACAAGAUCGUCUCUUUACCGUUUUGGCAGUAUUACCGGUAAAGUUUUUGUACUAAAAGAAAAACAAAAUGUUACAUUGUGUAAAGUGCAAGAAGUAGAUUUUACAACAAAAAGCAGGUAUGAAUCUUACAAGGGAAGCAUUUUAAAUUUCAUGUCUGGGUUGGAUCUCUCUAGCAAUCAAUUGAGAGGUAAAAUUCCUUCAAACCUUGGAUACUUAAGCACUGUCCAUGCAUUAAAUUUGUCAAACAAUCAAUUGGAAGGGCCUAUUCCAGAAACGUUUUCCAGCCUCAAGCAGAUAGAAAGCCUUGAUCUUUCACACAACAAAUUGACAAGCCGCAUUCCUGCACAACUAACUCAGUUGUACUUCUUGUCUUUCUUCUCAGUUGCUCAUAAUAAUCUAUCUGGAAUGACACCUGAUAUGAAAAAUCAAUUUGCAACUUUUGGCUCAGCCAGUUAUGAAGGGAACCUUUUUCUAUGCGGUCCCCCUUUGCCGCAAAAUUGCUCAAUAGGAGGGAGAAACAGGCAACCUCAUCAUUUGGAUACAGAUGAUUUUCGAGAUGCUUUCUUAUGGAGUUUUGUUGGAGCAUUUGGGGUCUUUUUUAUAAGUGUCAUUAUAGUUAUUUAUUUGAAUCCUUACAUUUUCAAUUACAAACUACUUGUAUUAGAGAGAGUUAUAACAAGUUAUUUGUAUGAGUGAUGGCAAAAAGGAAAAAGGCUUUACUUAGAGU